Gallus gallus (chicken) is the source of this 14524-nucleotide messenger RNA. It is a transcript of the gene OSBPL11, whose product is annotated as oxysterol binding protein like 11. The record is from RefSeq and is a predicted model, not a curated record. Gene Ontology annotation, molecular function: sterol binding. The coding region runs from base 10477 to 12666 and encodes 729 amino acids. Gene Ontology annotation, cellular component: membrane; intracellular membrane-bounded organelle; cytosol. The transcript has 16 exons. Lineage: Eukaryota; Metazoa; Chordata; Aves; Galliformes; Phasianidae.
UAGCAGGUAGUGAUUAAGUCAGCAACCCCACAGCUUUCCAAGAAAGUGGAUAUUGACACGGGUCCCCUGCAGAAGAUCUGGGCAAAGGCCACCAUUUCCAUAAGGCCUAAACGGAUAACUGCUGCCUUUGUGUUAUCACCAAAGCUCAGCCCGUCGCAGAAGCCGGCUCCUACUGCUACGAUGUUCUAAAAAGUUCCAUGCAGGACAGACAAAAAGGAAAUCACCAGGUAAGACGUGCAGUUCACCAGGGUAUAUAAAAGCAAGCUUUAAGAAAAUUCCUCAACUGUCUCCACUCAAUUCAGCAGGAUGGGCCCCAGGUUUAUAGAGCCAUAGAUUCGUUAAGGUUGGAAAAGACCACUAAAAUUAUCCAGUCCAACCAUCAACCCACCCCCACCAUGCCCACUAACUAUGGCCCUCGGGGUCACAUCUUCCCAGUUCUUUAACACAACACUCAGCGCCUAUGAAUUGUUGUGAGGACGGCAGGCGGCUCAUUACAUUUCAGCAAAAGCUGCUCAACUUUGUAGGAUUUUAUAAAGUAUCCACCGCUAUUCCAGUGGGCAAACCUCAGAGCAGCUUGUUUAAUAUUGUAGUAUUGCAAUCAUAUGGCAUCGUGCAAUUAAUGUUUAUUUCUGCUAGUUCCAAGCUGGGGCUCAUUUCUGUUUGAACAGUUUAAAAUAACCUGAAUGAAGAUGUGCCUUCUAGCUCUUCUUCGUUAGCCUGUAGUUUACUGGUUUUAUAUACUGACACUGCAAUGGACCAAACCUUGGUUUUGCCUGCAGGGAUGGUCAGUAGAAUCGGCCUUUCCUACAGCUCUAAAUAAAUGCCUUGGGAUCCUAAAAAUCUUCCCAGUUCCUCACCUUGUCCUGCAUGUCCCUCUCCCCACCUUUGCCUUUGCUAACGCAAUGAUUUCAAGGGGAGCAGAAAUUUCCCUCACAACUGAACGAACUCCAGCCUAUAGCUGGAGGCAAAAUCUUUGGGUGUUUGUAAAUACCUUACUCAUAUCUAGGUUAAGCAAAACCAAGUCUUCACCAGUCAGUAAACCCCUCCUCCAAGGAAAGAUGAAUUGUUCAGACACAAAUGGCUGAUUUUACAGAAACUACAAAUGGUGGUAACCUGGGUUCACUUUUGGCACAUUUAAAAACAAAGCCCAAAGUUCACUCAGGUGCCCCUGCCAUGGAAACUUGAUGACUGUGGUGUUUCUUCUGGCCUUGCCUGGGAUCUGUAUGUGGGCUUGGCUGCACACCGUCCAGAUGUACUUCCAAUUCAGAGUGGUGCUUCUGGUACUGCUUUCUAGUGAGUCUCUACUUGAAAUAUGGACGUAAGCUAUUAGUUGGAAUUAUUGUAUGUAGAAGGAGUCUUUGUUCCACGUGCUUUCCAACAAGAAAAUACAGUGGACUAAAUUCUUCCCUCAGAAACAGAGGUGACUCUGUUAAGAACAAAUACAGAAAUCCAGCUAUUUUGAAAUGCUUUGCCAGCUGUUUUAUCUGUAAGCAAAUUUUCUCCUUUUUUUUCAUAUUGGAAAGCUGACAUGGGAAAUGUUAUGUGUUUUGUCCAUGCCCACUCAAUCAUAAGGCAGCAGGACUAAUGUUAGACCACGCAGCUUAUAGAGGCACAGGCAGGGGUAAGAAUUUAGUCCUGAUAAAAAAGAAAAUUGGUUUGAAGUCACUAACUUUUAAGGCUCCACAGAUCUCCACUGUAUCAGUGUCAGGCACCACGGUAAUCCUAAAGUUGGGAGUCUGCAGUAAUUCCUUAAAGAUCUGCCCUUGUUUCUCAUUUUUGCACCCUGUGGGAAGGAAGGAUGACAGUUAGAGCAUUUGUGAUGUUUCAGGAGCAUAGCAGUAUGCACACUGAAAUGAAACCUGAAGUAAGAGCCUAGGGACCUUUGAGUUUUGUGGUCACAAUAACUGGGCAUUGCUGAAGAAGAUGCUUGCCCCUGCUGCUGGAAGCCAGGGUAAGCAUUCUUGCCUUUGCUUACGAAUGGGCUUUGUGGCUUUCCGUAGGGAGAAACACUUUGAGGCCCCAAAAGCAAGGGGCAAGCAAGCAUCCCUGCACAGCUGUUGUCCUGUCAUGGCUCAAAGCUGAGCCAGCAGAAAUUAAACUGCCCCCAAGAAAAUGAAUAUUGCCUAACUCUCCUGAUCCUGUCUCGUUCUGUUUGUGACUAGUUUCUCUUCCAACAACAAAUGCCCAGCUGGUAUGGUUUUCACUAUUACUGUAACCUCUGCACAGCAAAAGAACAGUACUGCAAUAAUUAUUUUUUUUCCUUGACCUCCACCAGCUAUUGAAGAAUGAAACUAAUUUCUGCUGACUUCAAAAAUCAAUGGAUUUUAAAAGCUGCUGGGUGAACUCUCGAAGUCAGGUGAGUCCCAGUUCUAGGGAGAGAAGAACAGAGUGUUACUGCUGCUCUUAUUAAACAGGGAAAUAUAAAGAUGGAGAAAUACACUUCAGAGGGUGUGAGCUUCUGAUUACGCUUUGCUUGACAAACUGCACAGUGUAUCGACUGCCUCAGUACUCAGCGCUGGGCUUUACAGACAGGUAGCUUCUGGUAACUCCUAUAGGAAUAGGGUUAUGCUGUAAUUUUUUAAUGAGUGAAAUUAGCUCACAGCCCUCAGUACUGGAACCUGCUGUCAUGUGGGAUCAUAUCCCGCCAGCACCAAUCUCCCUGGAAAGGGAGCUGCCCCCCUGAAUGAGUUCAGCACGCACUGCACAUCUGGCAUCGUGCAGAACCUCAACACAUCUCAUUGCAGGCUGCCUCCCACUGUUGCCUGCAGACACUAUCCUGUUUCCCAGCCAUAGAUGAGGGUAAGCCACAGACAGGAGAUCGAAUUUGCCCUUUGCAAUAGUUACCAAUGGUGGUUUCACAGAACUUCUCAUCAGCCACUUCUUUGGCUAUGUUGGCCCCCAUAAGCACACUGAUUUCUAUUUUCAGCUUCUCUCGAAUGAGGUCGGAUAUGAGCUUCAGGCCCUCAGGACCUUCAUCGACCCCCUGAAUAAAAGACAACAGUGAAAGCUAAGUACAGGAAAAUGACAGCAGCAGCAGUGCUGUUAAAGCAGGUGUCCUAUUGCCUGCAGGUCUGCCUGGCUGUACUUGGAAGGAUUUGGGUCUUGUGUUUGCUAGCAUUAGCCAUUAGUGCAAAUGCUCUGUAUUUGUACUUUUAAGCACAAAUUCAAGGCAAGUUCAGGGAGAAGGUGCACUAAAGUUAACCCUGCAACAGGGCUCACAUGCAGUGCUGCUGCCCUGAGGUGCUCUUCUGUGCCACAUUUUUCCUGUGUAUUAAACUGUGGUGCAGAGCCAUGCUUUUAAGAUGAGCUUACAAGAAGUGGCUUCUUUAGCAAGAUCUGAAGUAUUAACCUUAAUGCUUCAUUGGUAGUGUACUGAGCUGUAAUAGUUUUUCUGAAGCUGAAGAAAGGAGUACAUUUUUCCUCUCCUCACCAUCCCUUCCUCUAUGCACUGCUACUUGAAAGAUAACUUUGAUAGGAGAAAAUCAAAAAGGAAAGAUCUGUUAUUACAGUCUGAGAACUUGAAUUAAGUUUCUGGUAUUUCAGUUUUAAAUUGGAUUUUAACACAAUCAAUAGAAGUGGCAGACUAUAUUGCUACAUUCUGCCUUAAACUUUUAGUUUGAGACCAUCUUAAAAUAUUAAUUUCCCAUAAGGUAGUGAUAAUCUGGCAGCUCUAGCCUUUAAAAAGCGAUUCCCUUUUUCAUUACAAAUGGGAAAUGCUCCAAUUCUGCAAAGUUAUUAAUAUUCCUGUGCACAAACGGCUUUGCACACACUCAGGACAGGCACGUAGACCCUGUGAUCUCUCUAGUUAAGAGUUAACAGAGGCUGAGGUUGGAAUAUUUUUCCUGGCAGCAGCACCAGCUCAUGCAGAUAUCUCUCUGUGCAUUUUCAUCUCUGUGCUGGUCCGAGUGGGAACUAACCCAGGCUAAAGAUGACUGAUAAGGAUGGUUCCUUGGCCCAGUGGGGUUACCCAAUCCUUUCCACUCUCUGGUCACAUGAGCAGCAGAGAUACUACUGGAGGCUUUGUUGAUUCUUAUGGGGACAACAACCUACCUUGAUGAGUGAAAUCCCAAAUGCUCCAGGCUUUAUGUGACCUGCCAUCUGCUCACAGACUCGUCCGAUGAACUGAUGUGGUAGGACAAACACUAAGAUGUCUGUCCCUCUCACUGCUUCAGCCACGUCUGGUACAGCCACCUGGGACAAAUAUAACAAGGAAAAUGAGCCCCCUCGCACCAGAAAAUCUCCUUUGGAGAUGAGGAGGAGCUGCCAUCUCUUCUGCCCCCAAGACUUCUCAGCUGCUCAGUCCUGCUGACUCCUCAGGCUCUGAGGUUAUCUGGACGUUGCUUCUCUGUGCCUGCUCCAGCAUGAAUUCAGACUUGCUAAAUGCUGAUAACCUGAACGAUGCCCUGAAAUCUCAGUGGAAUUUUACCCAGUGCCUUGUCCAUAUUUAAUGAUUGCUCCCGGAAAUACUUGCUUAGCUACGCAUAAGAUUGCAUUUCCCUCCUUAAUGAUUAUAUCAGCCAUGUGGCUUUUCCUCUUCUGUUGUUCACAGCUAAUGAAUUUUAAUUUACAGCAGAAAUGUAAUUAGUCAAUCGGUGCAUGUCCUUGCGUUUUAUAUGUUUACAUUUCAUCCCAUGCCUGAUACCAAAGCAUAACAACCAUGUCAUUCUUCCUAUGAGGCUUCCUCUGUAUUGAAAACACCUCCCAAGUUUCUUGUUAGCACAUUUCAUUGUCUCGCUUGUCAUUUUUUGCUCCAAACUGACUUAAUGACAUUAUUCAGAUGGAAUCCUCCAGGCCCAUACUUUGCUGUCAGCAGUUUUUACCUCUGUCAUUGACUCCUUCAGCAUUUUAUCAUGUUUACAUUAAUCCCCACCUUCUUGAGUUUAACUAAUGCAUUUUCUAGUAAUACCAAAUCAAAUACUUUACCAAAGUCCAGGUUGAUAAGAUUUUACUAGUUUUUCUUUGUCCACAAAUGCAGUUAUCUUAUCAAAGAAAGAUACUGGGUUCAUCUACACACAACAUGCCUAUCUUGCACUUUAACCCUUUUCCUGCUUCCCUCUGUGCCGUUUGUUACUCAUUUGCUCUUUGGCCUGUGUGCUAAAAAGCCAAUAGAUUUUGUGCUGACCAACCUAUAGAUUUUGGUGAUGGAGAUUACUCAGUCUUCAGAACUGAAUGGUAAAGAUCUUUCAAGUUCUGCAGCUGUAUUGCAUGUGGUAAUUUCCAUAUCCAUGCCCUUAAGCCCAUUAAGUGUGUUGCCUCUGCCCUUCAGGGUUGCAUAAUUUUCUUCAUGGAAACUGAAGCAACAUAUUGCUUUAGCUUCUAGCCAUCUACCCUACUGCUAUUGCUCGUGAUCCUUUCUUUUGUUUUCUUUGUAAUGAUGCAGAUAAAACCCUUUUCAUCUUGAUUUUCCAUCCCUGUGCAUGGUCUGGUUUGUUUGGAUUUUGAGCAGUUCUGCUGCUACACCUUUAACUGUUGAUGUUUGAAAGAUAGCUUUCUCUGCAUAUCACUUUUUUUUCCCUUUUCCCUAUGCUUUCUGUGUAUUUCUGAGAUGUCCUAUGCUAUCUGCAUUGCAGUUCACAUCCUUCCUAAGCACAGAGCUAUAGGUAAAAUUCUGCCUCUACCUAAACUACCAGCAUCACAUCUGACCCAUGCCUUCAAAUGAUGGACAGCCUUAACAUCAGCAUUGCUCAUAUAAUACAGGCCUAUGUGAUUUCCAAUGAAUUUUUUUCACAAGCUUUCCCUGAAUUACACUCUAAAUUGAAGUUUUGCAGAAAUGUUAUAUAUAAGUACUAGUUUACUGUACGCACAACUACUGUUAAUUGUAGGUAUUAAAUAGCAGCCAUUUAUGCAGGGGCCACAUCUAAUAUCUCACUACAGCUCCUAAAGGAUGCUGAAUACAAACAAGUAGUGUCAGUUUCUGUCUGUAAGAUCUUGCAGUCCAAAUUACUUACAGCUUUGCUGCUUCCACGCGGAUUUCUUGCAGUCUGACUUUACCAGCUCAUGGGAUCUAGGAAACAAAUCAACAGUGAAGUUUUUGCUCCAUUCAUUGGUAUUCAGUUGAGUUCUCUGCUGCAGGCUUUGAUUGGAUUAUAUAGCAGGAAUGUAUUUUUUUUUCCACACUUAAAUAAGUUUUUCCAAAAGUACUUAGCAGAAAAUGAAGUUGGAUUUUAGGCCUAUAGGAAUCUAAGUGAAUUCCAAGCAGUUUUCACCAUUCAAGAAGAAUGGAUGAGAAGGUUGUUUGUAUGCAGUCUCUACUGUGUAGGGCUUUCUCUAAUCUAAUGGAGAAGGUUUUCAGGAGAAGUAAAAUAUUACAUGUCUACAGCAGAAAUGAAAAAUGCAUUUGCUGGAAGAAAAACAGCCCUGGAAGCUUAUUGGUAAUUGUCUUCAAAGCAGUCCUCAGGCAACAGAGCUAUAUAGACUUUCCAGAAUCCAAAUAUACCUACUCUGUAGGCAGCAGAAGCUGCAAUGAGAAGGAUGGAUGUAAUCUGGAUAUUAUGAAGUGGCUGCAGAAUUGAUUAGAGCAUGCUGAUACAUGUAGGACAUCUGGUAUUGAAAAGAGCUCAGUGUCAGUCUCCCAUAGGUAGAGCAUAUAUGGCAGUGGAGCAGUGGGAUUACAUAUGACAAGUUUGACUACCAAAAUGAGUGCUUUGGCUUGGUUUCCAAUCUAAUCUUGUUAUCAUGAUACACCUGGAAACUGCAUUUGGCAGAGAUGACCAGAAACAAAACAUGGUAACUAGGAUCUGCAGCAGAUGGAGAGGUACACAGGUUGCCAUAGAAACCAUGCAGAAAAAAUGCGUAGGAGUGAAGAAAAGCACAGAAAGGCUUCUAGGAGAAGAGGCUAAUGGCUGAAGAACUGAACUAAUUCAGCAGCUGUUCUGUUUAUUGAAAGAAAAACACCUUAUCUUUUCAGAGGAUUGAGAAAUGUGGAGCACAGGAGUUCUCACAGUGAGCUGCAGAACAGUGGAAGGCAGGAAUGUUGUGCCAUAGGGUAGGGUAGAAGAAGUGGUCAUGAAGUGGAUGAAAGGGCUGGGAAGCCCUGAACCACAGCACGUGCUCCCCUUGUCUCUAUUGUGCACACACCAUAUCUAUGCUGGUAGGAAGGGCAGACCUGGGGCAAUGCAGAGGGCAAAUCCUUCCAUGGUGCAGAAGGACCAAAUAGAGAUGAUGGGUUUCAGCCUCCACUCCUUGGGUUGGAACAGCCUGAACUCUUCCACAGCAGGUGAUGAGGCAUAUCUUGGGCUCUCCGUCUGCUCACAGACUGGAGAGAAAAGGGCAGAGACAUCCCCUUGUGUGUCUUGAGCAAACAGAGUUGGAGGUAGGGGAAGACCAGGGUCACAGACUGCUGUAAGCAGCAGUCCCAGUAGGCUUACUGGCAUAAAACUGCCUGCUUCCAGAAAGCCUGCUGCAGUACUUGUCUGCUAUGACCAAAGUACUCCAGGCUGUGGCAGGCCUCUCUCCAUACAGUAGCAUUAAAGAGAAAUAGCCAGGUGGUGACUCUGAGGAAGAUGCUCUGGAAACAGGAUCAGGAUCUCAGUCCUGGCCCCUAUUGAGCUCCCAGGACACUACUCUAUCCUCAGACAGUGCCUUACAUGUUAGUCUGGGUUCCUGGCUUCCAGUAAGACUGAGCUCCAAUUUCUAUGUCUGAGUCUGGAUUGUGCUGGGUGAUGUAACGUUGGAGCCCAGAGCAUGACUCAAUGCAAAGUCAUACUUAGUGCAACUUGAAAUGGUGUCAAAUGUGACUGUGAAGGAUGCAAGUGGGUCGUGGAUGGGGACCGAAUCCUCUGAGGCAGCAUGAACUGCUGCCAUCUGUGGCUCUGAUGCUUAUGGCUGGGCAUUUGAGUUACAGCUGAGCUACUCUGCAUCGCAGCAGAAUACAGUGCACAGGGAUUGAUAGAGAAGAGGAAGGGAAUUAUGAUGGAGUGACAAGCAUCAAUGGACAAAGGGAAGGUAACAGGUAUCAUCUACUGGGAUUUGUGCAAGGCCUUUGACACGGUACCCCACCACAUCUUUACCUCUAAGUUGAAGAGAAGGGUGAGCUGUUUGGUGGAUAAGGGAUUGAGCGGAAGGUAGCAGCCAGAGGGCUGUGGUCAAUGGCUCUAUGUCUCGGUGGAGGCCAGUGGUCAGUGCUGUUCCCCAGGGGUUUGUCUUGGGACCAGUACUCUUUGACAUCUUUAUCAAUGACAGAUGAUGAAAUUGAGUGCACUCUCAGUAAGUUUGCUGAUGACACCAAGCUGAGUGGUGCAGUUGAUACAACAGAAGGGAUGGCAACCAGAGGACCUUGAUAAACUCGAAAGAUGGGCCCAGGUGAACCUAAUGAGGUUCAACAAAGUGAAUUGCAAGGCUUUGCACUUAGUUGGGGAUAAUCCCAGGUAUGUAUCUAGACUGGGAGAAAAUCUUACUGAGAAUAGCCCUGCUGAGAAAGACUUAGGGGUCCUGGCAGAUGAAAGCCUUAACCUGAGCCAGCAGUGUGUGCUUGCAGCUCAGAAGGCAAACAGUAUUCCGUGAAUUAUGAGAUGACAGUGGCUGAAAAGCACACAUAAAAUAAAGGUUUUGACUCAUUGAGACUACAGAAGGAGUGAUGAAUAACCACUAAAAGCAAGUGCCAGUGAUUCUGCAAGUCAAACAGCACAGAGCUUUAUAUGUUAUCUUCCUGCAAAGCCACAGACCCGGUAAUACAGAGAUACCUGUAGAGCUUCAUAAUCAGGACUUCCUCUCAAAUAGUGUAAAAUACUCUGCAGGCUGAAGUUGUAUUACAUUAACCAGAUCUUCUUGGCUAUUCUCAUCUAUGGUUAGGAGAAUCUAGUGGUGCAUGCAGUGUGUUUUAGGAGAAUGGCUGUUCAUUUAGCUACAUUCCUUUUCAGGUUGUUGUGUCAUGGCAUCUAGAGCUGUAGUGGGCAAGAUAUCUUCCAGUCAUGGUACGUGUAGGAAGUUCUUUCAUAUUCAUUAUGUAGAAGAGCCCAGAAAACAUCAAAUAUAUUCCAGACUAUUAAUAAACUCAAAUCUCAGCCACCUUAAGAAAGAAUCUAACGCUAAUAAGCACUGAUUGCUCAAUGAACCAAUGCGGAUGUGAAGCAGUAUUAGUUAUCAGCAGCUUUUCCAGUUCAGCAAUGCUUAGGAAACACAGCACUCCUCGUGCUGUCCUGUCCUUCCAGGAUUUAUGUUAUUCCUCCACAAGUCUGUAGAAGAUGAAGUUCAUUUAAGCAAGCAGGAACAGUCAUUUCUUAUCUUCUCUACACUGGCUACCAGAGGAGGACACGGGUUUAAUUUUAGGUGAGGCUCAUCCAAAGAUAUGAUUUACAUUAGGAAAAAAGUCCUGACCAACUAACAGGAGAAUGAUAGAGAACCGCUGUAACUUCAAUUUGGAAAAACUAUGGGUUGUUUUUUUUUUUUUUUAAGCACACAAGUGAUUACAAGUAUGCUGGGUUUCAGAGCUUUUAGUCUUUAAAUGUGGAUAGAUCUUAGUACUCUGCAGAAAUGGCACUGGCCAGAAGAAAUGCUAAGCACGUAUAUCCAGACUGUAAGAUUUGGAAGAAAUCUGUAAGAGCAAUACAAAGUUUUGGGCAUUUUUCUAGAAUUAACAAAAUGAUGCAUAGGACACACCUGCAGCAGGGUGCUUUGCCAUGGCACCUCUGUGCUCUCCCUCUACUGUUUCUACCAGGGCCAAGGUGUGAUUUUGGUCACUUUGAGCCAUUAAGCUACAACUGGGGAAGGCGAUCAGAGCAGUGGAGCUGACCACAAGUUACAAUUAGCAGCGAAUGUAAACUGAAGUUAAAUGUCAUCUCGAACAGUACAUUCUUAUCACAUCUGGUCACGCAGUUGUCAGUGCCACCUUACGAUAAUCUCCGGUAUUGCAAGUGCAGCGCUUCGAGGAAAGAAAAAUGCCCGUGCACGGAGAAAGCAAAUCAGUUUGUCGUUUGGCACAGGUGAAGUUGCGCCUCUGUUGAGACCAGCGGGUCCUCAAGCAGUGGGAAGUAAAACACACUGAUGGGAUACCUGUCCGGGUUGCUUUUGCUUCAUUUCUUUUUCUCCCCCAGGAACAUUUCAGCGGUGUUGGUAUGCAGCGCAAUGCAUCAAUUAGAAUUGCAAGCAAUUGGCAGGAGAGGAAUUAACAUGUUUAGAGGGCAAGAGGAGAGGAACCCUGGAUGAAAUUUUCUUCAGUGGACAGCCUGACCUGCUGAUCUGUUCUCUUGCUGUUCCAUAGGAGAAACGUGCAGCUGAAAAGGCAUUUAUUUUCCUACAGUGAUGAGUGUACUUGUAAAAACACAGACGUGGAGGAUUUUAUGCCUGUGCAGUGGUGAUGUGUCGCUGUAAGAGACACUGCAGCUGUCGGUGUAACAGGCAAUCCUCGCUGGGCUGUGUUGGCUGAGAUUGUGUGUAUUGAUGAGGAGGGAUGGAGAUGGGCUAAUUUAGAACACCUUCUCCUUUGCAUUUCUGCUUCUCUAUGACCUAUGUAGGUUCCCAUACAGGGCACUGUGUAUAAUGGUUGUUUCCCAUAUUAUAGGUGUGCCGCAAGAGACUGCCUGGAAGAUGCUCAUCCAAACACCCUGCCCGUGGGCUGGAGAGAGGAGGAGGGAGAGUGAUCACAUGGAAAAUAUUUGUGGCUACUUAAUGAAGUACACCAAUCUCGUCACGGGUUGGCAAUAUCGGUUUUUUGUUCUAAACAAUGAUGCUGGCCUGCUGGAGUACUUUGUGAAUGAGCAGUCUAGACACCUGAAGCCCAGGGGCACAUUGCAGCUAGCAGGAGCUGUAAUUUCACCCAGUGAUGAAGACUCGCACACCUUUACAGUCAAUGCUGCCAGCGGGGAGCAGUAUAAACUAAGAGCUACUGAUGCUAAGGAACGACAGCACUGGGUUAGCAGGCUGCAGAUUUGCACACAGCAUCACACAGAAGCUAUUGGGAAGAACAACCCUCCUCUGAAGUCUCGGAGCUUCUCUCUCGCAUCCCAAGGAAGCAUCAACUCUCCAGGGCUGCAAAGAAGACCUAGCCAAAAUGCAGUUUCCUUUUUCAAUGUUGGGCAUCACAGAUUGCCCGCUGGAAAAAGAGGUCCUAUUCUGCAGCCAGAUCACCUUGUAGAUGUCCGAGAGAUGAUGUCGCAGGCUGAGGGCCAGCAGAGAGACUUGAUCAGGAGCAUAGAAUGCCUUCCUGUCUCCGGUCACCUUACGUCCUUGGAUCAAGACCUAUUAAUGCUCAAAGCAACUUCCAUGGCAACCAUGAACUGCUUAAAUGACUGCUUCCAUAUUCUCCAGUUACAACACGCUUCACAACAAAAGGGAUCCUUACCAGCAGGGACGACGAUCAGUUGGUUGGAACCAAAGAUAUCUCUGUCAAACCACUUCAAAAAUGGGGCAGCUCAGAAUUUCCCAGCAGAGAUAAACAAGCCAGCGUCUGUCAGAGAGGAGCAGUCCAAUGCGGAGCCCUGCCAGCUAACAAGGGAACCUGAAGAAAUAAAUCCAGAUGAGGAGCUGGAGGACCUCUGUGAUGAUAAAGAAGAUGAUCUAGGAGGAGUAGAGGAACAGCGCAGUGUUAUCUUGCAUCUCUUGUCUCAGCUGAAACUUGGCAUGGACUUAACAAGAGUGGUUCUUCCCACUUUUAUUUUAGAGAAGCGAUCGUUGUUGGAGAUGUAUGCGGACUUCAUGUCCCAUCCAGAUCUCUUCAUUGCGAUCACGAAUGGCGCCACCCCAGAGGAGAGGAUGAUCCGCUUUGUUGAGUAUUAUCUCACCUCCUUUCACGAAGGUCGCAAAGGAGCUAUUGCAAAGAAACCAUACAAUCCGAUCAUUGGGGAAACAUUUCACUGCUCCUGGAGGAUGCCAAAGAGUGAAGUAGCCACUGACGGUGGCAGUAACAUCUCUGCUCACUCUGAGCAGAUAGCUUUGUCUAAAGAUCUGGAAGGCCAAGCAGAGUCGGACUACUACACAGUAAAGUUUGUAGCCGAGCAAGUGUCCCACCACCCUCCUGUCUCAGGGUUUUAUGCUGAGUGUGUGGAGAGAAAGAUGUGUGUCAAUGCUCACGUCUGGACAAAGAGUAAAUUCUUGGGGAUGUCGAUAGGGGUGACAAUGGUUGGUGAAGGUCUCCUAAGCCUCUUGGAACAUGAGGAAGAAUACACGUUCUCUCUGCCCUGUGCGUACGCUCGAUCGAUUUUGACUGUUCCCUGGGUAGAACUGGGAGGAAAAGUCAACAUAAACUGUGCAAAGACAGGAUAUUCUGCAAGUAUUAACUUCCACACCAAGCCCUUCUAUGGUGGGAAAUUGCAUCGAGUCACGGGUGAAGUGAAGCAGAACGCGACCAACACGGUGGUGUGCAGAGUGCAAGGAGAGUGGAACAGCGUGCUUGAAUUCACCUACAGCAACGGGGAGACAAAAUACGUGGACUUGACGAAAUUGUCGGUGACACGAAAACGAGUCCGGCCCAUUGAGAAGCAAGGACCAUUUGAAUCUAGGAGGCUGUGGCAACAUGUAACAGAGUCUCUGCGGGAUGGAGACAUCGAUAAAGCUACAGAGCACAAGCGGGCCCUUGAAGAACGACAGAGGAAUGAAGAGAGGCUUCGUGCUGAAACAGAAACUCCUUGGUGUACUAAAUACUUCAUUAAAGAGGGGGAUGGCUGGGUUUAUCAUAAACCCCUUUGGAGAGCGGUCUCUGCCGUGCAAACUCAGCAAAUGGACGCUAACUAGAAAAGCUGCUUAAAGAUGAGUUUCCUGUUUCUGAUAUUCUUUUCCUGUCUCUCAAAAUGCAGUAAUCGCACUGAGUGUCCCCUUUUUAUAUAAUAGCAAAAGCUUAAACGAGCAUAAGGAAAUAAACUAGGGCACUUUAAAGCUAUUCAGAACAAAGUCGUGGAGACAAACUCGCCAGGUACACGCUCAACCAACUUGGUUUUUUGUUUUGUAUUAUCCAGAAGAUUUUAUCUGACUUGCCUAAGAGUCUAAGUAGGUCUGUCUGAUUGCAAAAGCUGCCUAAGAGAAGAAGGUACUGUUUGGUUUUUGGAGUGACAUGGGAACUUCUUUCUACAACAAGCUCUAUUUAAUAACUGAAGUAUGCUCAGUACCCGCGUAGACAACAGCAACCAAAAAUUGCUGCUUUUAUGCCCAGCAUUAGACCUUCGUUGGCAAAAAACAACAACACAACUGGAGAGGUGCUUUGGAAGAUGUGCCUGAAAUCAGUGUUAAGAACCAACUGGAUCAUGGGAACUUCUUUCUUCAGAGAGAACGUGUGCAUGCAUCGGAGGAAUAUGGAAUAUAUGUAGAGACUACCUUUCUUUUUUAUGGAUUUAUAAAAGCAAUUAGAAUCGUAACCGUGGAGAAAUUUUUCCUCUGAAACAUUUUAAUAUACUUGAAAUAAUUGACUUGAAUUGAAAAAGUAAUUUGAACACUUUUCAACUCCUAAUUUUAUUAAAUCUUUGAGUAACCUUUUUUUUUCCUCCUGUUGUAAUGUAAUAAGGUUUGGCCUUUUCUCUUCCAUCUUCCCUUCCAAGGACUGAGGCUUUCAAACAGAACAGAAAAUACACAAUUUUGUAUUUAAACUUCUCUACCCAUCUGAUCAUCGCAAAGGUGAAGUAUCAGUGUUACAAACUGUCCUUUGGAUUGUUUUGGUUUUUCUCCUGUGGUGUUAUUCAGAACAAAGCAGUGAAAUGUGACCUGUGAAUACAUGGACUGUAGGUUUUGGUUUUUCAUCUUACAUGUCAUAAGAAAAAAAAGCUGAUAAUGCUGAGGACUGGGUAUUGAUUUGAAACACAAUCUGGUAUCAGGAAACUGUAUUCAGGUACAAACAUCCUUUGUUUUUUAUAACUAUUUUAUUGAAGUUAAAGAAUUGCUGGCAAUUAAGAUUAGUACUUAUUAUGGCUUUCGUUAUUGUUGUAACUACAAGCUACCUUAAUUUUUUCCAACAGUGGUGCCUUACUCUGUUUUUUCUUCUGAUGUAGUCUUCCAGUCAGUGUAUAUAACAUUAUCUGCCACCUCCCAGCCAUGGCAAUGGCUGCACCUGAUCCAUCCUCAUGAGAACUCACAGCUUUGUGAUCUGGUAAGAUGUUUUCUGUGGAGAAGAUACAAGUGUAAGAGUGCAUCAGAAGGCUUAAAUCAUCAUGUUAACUUUCUACACAAACUGUAAAUUGUGCAAAAAAAAAAGUUGGAUUUAUGCACAACUAUCUUGAUUUUUCUUGUUUUUUUUUUUUUUGCUGUGAAAUGCACUGAGAUCUCGAUGCGAGUCAUAGUCCCUUUGUGAGAAUUGGGGUGGGGAUAAUAAAAGUACAAAAUGAUUCGUUUGUUCUGUUUGCUUUACCUAGAGAUCAGGUGGCCAGGAAGAGUAGAUUGUUGUCUUUUAUGCUGGAGAUCUGUCUGUGUGGGCUUUUGCAGGCCCUUAUAGCAGGAUAUUUUGGCACUGUGCACUUCAGUAGUAACUGUAUUCUCCAGCAGAAGAAUGUGUUUUGGACCCCGCUGUCUUGUUUGUGAUAUUCUAUACGAUUACCCUGUCUUCAUUUUUGGAUACCUACUGGGCAUUUUCAUGUUCAACCAGGAAUAAAAAGAUAUAUAUAUGAAA